Molecule: messenger RNA, 5754 nt
Organism: Lepisosteus oculatus (spotted gar)
Lineage: Eukaryota; Metazoa; Chordata; Actinopteri; Semionotiformes; Lepisosteidae
Product: ataxin-7
Source: RefSeq, a predicted model, not a curated record
CCUACAUUUCACAGAGUUAAAUAACGAUAUUUUGGAUACAUUUACAGGAAUAUAAAGUUGCUCUUGUUUUAUAGGUGUGUUUUACUAUCUGUUACUUAUCUAUUGCAUUAAACUACUAAAGGCCUGAAGGGGUUCAGCUGUGCAGACUCAACACUUGGACUUGACUCAGAAAAGCUGCAACAGGGUUUAUAAAAUGUUUACAGUAGUCAUCAAAAUAUGGAAUUUUGUGCGUUGUCUAUAUAUCUUCAAGAAAAUCUCUCAGUGCACAAUUAUGCAUUUUCAAAAGGCGCAAUUUCAGAAGAGAGAGAGAACGCUUUAGCACGUCCCUUGCGCUGUGUAAAAAUGUGGAGUAUUUAUUCCUUGAUGGUGCAGUUGCACUUUCAUCCUUGUGGCACUGUACUGACGCAAAAGCUGGAACUGAGGGAUAUCUGAACUGACGUGCUGUAAAGCUGUCGGCUUUAAGGAAGCGGAGCCGCAGCAUGCCACUAUAGCACCUCCCACACACAGAAAACCGAGUCUACGUUACUGCCACUGUUGAUAUCGAUGGCAACACGUACAUCGAGAAACAACGUGUAUGUUUUGUUGGCGUUUCUCAAAAAAGCGGAAAGAAUGUCGGAAAGGGCCGAUGAUGACGUCAGGGGGGAGCAGCGCAAAGCGGCCAGGCAGCUCAGGCAGCAGCAGCAGCAGCAGCAGCUCCAGCAGGGAGAAGGCUCCACAGCAAUGGCGACUGUAGGGGAGCGCAGAUCGCUGCCCAGUCCAGAAAUCAUGUUGGGACAGCCCUGGAGCAGCUGGGUCGAUGCUGCUAAACUUCACGGGAACGACGGUGCGGAAUCGGAGGAAAGUUUGAAAGAGUGCGGGAAAAAUCGAGAAGCAAUGAGACUCUGCAGGGAAGAUAUGCCUAUAUUUGGUCAGUGUCCUGCUCAAGAUGAUUUUUACUUGGUGAUGUGUAACCAUUGCAGUCAGGUUGUCAAGCCACAGGCAUUUCAAGCACACUAUGAAAGACGACACGGCUCAUCCAGCAAACCCCCCCCAGCUUCGACAUCUCUCUCCGCCUUUCCGCUGUCAACACCGUCGUCGAAAAACAACAAGAGCGGCGGCGGUGGGGGGGGCAGCAGCAACAGUGGUAGCGGUAGCGGCAGCAGCGGCCGCUCGUCCAGUGGCAAUGGCGCCUCCUCCAACUCCAAAAUCCUGAAACCGGCCAAAGAAAAGCUGCCCAGCAUCAGCGGGAACAACAGGCCCAUGCACAUGCCAUACAGCAAGGUGCCUCAUGACAAGAUCAUGACUCCUUCUGUGAAAGUGGAAAAGAUGCCUCUAAACGCGAGAGUUGACGGUGCAUCGUUAAAACCUGUUCCGGGUCCCACCUCUUCUACCACUGUGAGCUCCUCAAUAAAGCCAGGCCUUAACUGUCCCUCAAUACCAAAGCCACCCCUGCUGUCUCCUGGACAAAUUCCCAAUGGGAAAGGUCUUCUCUCAACGCCUGACAAGAAGCAAGAUGACAGUAAUAUCAGUAACAAGAGACAGCUGCACAAAAGACUGUCGGAGCGUGAGUUUAACCCUGAUUUCCACUGUGGGGUUCUGGAUCUAACAACACGGAAGCCAUGCACAAGAUCUUUGACAUGCAAGACACAUUCCUUAAGCCAGCGUAGAGCAGUACUGGGUCGAAGAAAGCGCUUUGACGCUUUAUUAGCUGAGCACAAAAGUAAAACCAGGGAAAAAGAGCUACAUCGGAACUCGGAGUGUUCUCAGCAAACCACCCCUCUCAGGGAACCUCACCCCCCCCAAGAAACACACCAAAUUUCUCACGGAAACAACCCCGCCGAGUCCAAGCCUUCAGCACCAAGUAAAGCUAAACCUCACAAUCCUAGUCUUCCACGACCCAAUAUUUACUCCACGCACCCUGUUGGGAAUGUCUCCAGUGACCCUGCUUCAGUCCACGAGUCUCCCCACCACUCCACACCAGCAGCUGAGACAGCGUCCCGGCUCUCCAGCGAUGAGGGGGAGAAUGAGGAGAAGGAAGACACUGUGGACAAACUGGAUUGCCACUAUUCAUGUUAUCACCCACGACCAGCAGCUUUUUGCUCCUUUGGCAGUCGGCAGUUUGGUAGAAGCUGCUAUGCUUUCGACAGACGAUGGGAUCGUGUUCGAUAUGCACUUAGCGCUAUGGUGGAUAAGCACGUGAAUUCUCAAAUGUGGAAGAAAAUUCCUCCAGUGUCCGAAAACACAGCGUCCACAGCGCCACACAAGACAAGCACAAGCUCUUUGCCUAUGUCACACUAUGGUGUGAAUGCCACAGGAUUCCUGUGCCCCUCCUCAGUGAUGCCCUCACCAGUGCUGGUCUCCCCUCCCUAUGCGCAGUCUUUUGACAGCAAAUCAAUACUUUCAUACGGGACUACUUUAAGUGCCCGUACUUCUCCGUUGAGUUCUAUCGACCAUGCUGCAUACAACACGCAGUCGAGACAGGUGUCUUCUUCGCCCCAAAUGCCUUCAGGACACUCAGCAGUACCUUCCCUGUUAUCGAGUAGACCUCAGAAAUCCAAACCCAGCAGCAAGUCUUUCAGAUCCAAGGAGCCUUCUGCAACAAUCACUAACUGUAACAGCAGCAGCAGCAGCAGCAACAACAACAGCAGCAGCAGUAGCAACAGCUCGGGAAAGAAAAGGAAAAACAGCUCCCCGCUGCCUGCUUAUUCGUCUUAUUCUGCAGAGUCACCUUCUUUCAAGAAAAACUGUGCAGUGAACUCUGGCAGCUCAGGGAGCAUGUACCACGCAUCGGUCACUUCCUCAUCCCAUGGCAGCGUCCACAACACGGGCCUCAACUGCAGCACCAACAGGACAAACUCUCUCAGCCUCAAACACGACCAAUCAGGGAGGGGCCCUCCAUCGGGGAGCCCCGCAGAAUCAAUAAAGCGAAUGAGCGUGGUUAUGAAAAGCAGCGACUCCACUCUCUCGCUUGGACCUUUCGUUCACCAGUCCACGGAGCAGGCUGUGAACUCGCACAGUGGCUUCUCGCACCCUCACGCUCCCAUGGACAGGCUAGAAGGGAAGAAGCGGAAAGGCUCCCCCGCUUCCAGCAGCGUUAACAGCAGCAGCAGCAGACCCAACAAAGUGGCCAAGUCGCCUGGAGUGAACAACAUCCAUGCAAAGCAUGGCCGCACAAUCCCAGGGACACAAGGACUUCCAAACAACUCGCUAAUACAACAGCCAAAGGCGCGUCCCUGACGACUGCUGUUUUAGUUCUUGCUUCGAAAAAGAACUGGACAUCAAGCAGAGACAUACUGGUCCGGUACUCUGAUUUUCAAGAGGCCUUUGUUAUCUCAGCUUCCCAUGUUCCUCAGGGCUGGAGCUCUACUGAACUGUCAAGUUACAUCAAGGAAUUCCCCAAAGCCAUGUCUGUAGCAAUGCCACAGUCGAGGUUCCAUGCCAACACUGGAUGAAGAUCCAUCAGGCUGUUGCUCUAAUCAGUGUUAAUAGUGGAAAGGACAUGCUGACUACACAUCUAUGAGGUUGUCCUUUGAAGAAUAGUGUAUGCAGUGACCUCACACUAAAAUAUAAGGUACAGAUAAGGGCUGGGCAACAAGUGGUGGGUUAAUGCCUGCGUAUUUGUACCCAAAACCAAAAGUUGCAUGAGGGAGUGACCUGUGUGUUACUAAUAUGAUGCUUUGGUUUCUACCAAUCUCUUCCUUGUAGUUGGAUGCAAGUGCACAAUCUGUGUGUUCAGCAGGACAGACUCUGCAGAACUACUUGGAUUAAAACCUAAAAAGCCUAGCUUCUGAGUAGGCAAGUAGGGGUAAGAAACUGUCAGGAGUUUUUUGUUUUAGACACAGAUCACUUUGACGGUCACUGUUCAGUUUCUCGGGAACAUUAUUUUUGUUUCUGACUGCUUAUUUGUUGUUAAAUCAUUUCAGUAUUUUUAGCAUUUAUCCAUCAAUUAAUUCUAGAUUGAUAUUCAGCUGCUGAAGCAUAACCAUUUGGAGCCACUGAAUAUUGUUCAUGCCCCCAUUUUAUGCAAGUGGUAGUUUACAUUACAUUGAAAAAAAGGUUUUAUUUAGAGGGAGAAACGUUCUGUGUAGCACUGAAAAGACCAAGCAUUGUGAGUUUUUUGUUCUAAAUAAAAUUUUCAAUGUGAUAUGACAAUGAAGUUCCUCUUAAAUAGGGAAAUGCUGACUCUGCAGAUGGUUGUGCAUUUUAGCAAUUGCAAUUACACUUAAUUGUUACACGUGUCACCUUAUAAUGUGAAUAUAAUUGCCUGGAUGAUUGGAUUAUGUCACAAUUUUUUUUAGGUUAUUAUAUACAACCUGUUGGUCAAAAGGAUACAAAUAUAUAAGUGCUUAGUCUUUAAAGUAAAUUUCACUUCAAUAAUCAGCGAUUACUACACUAAAAUUCAGAUAUUAUUUAUUUCUAUUUUACCAUGAAUUUAUGAAGUUUUUACAUCAAACAGUUCACUAGAAUUUAUGCUUGUGGUUAUUUAUAAACCAGUGAUCCUUAACUUCUGUAGUUUUCUUGCACAGUUUUUCAAUUGUUAGCUUUGCAAACUUACUGAUAGGAGUUUUAAGUGAAGUGAAGGCAGUUACAUACAGUGGCUAUUUAUUUUAACUCCUGAGGUUUUCUUAACCCUAUCUGUCACUUAACGAACAAAAUUAUAAAGCAGAGUCAGUUUUGUAUCUUUAUUUUGGCUUUUCUUGUAAUGGAUUAUACAAAUAUUGAAGUAUCCCUAUUUCAGAAUACAUAUUUUGUUAAAAAUGUACAUAUUUAAAUAUGUAUUUUUGCACAGGCAUUUUUCUUAUAUCCAAUUUUGGUACAAUUGAGAUCAUCAAUAUUUAUUUAUUUAGUAAAUAAUAAAUAACAACUUAAAGGACUUUUAUUAUUUGAAGUGGUUCACUGCCAAGCCAAUAAUGCAAUAUGCCUAUAACAGAAAUUGAUGGAGAUUUCUUUACUAUGUACUGGGAUUAUUUGAAGGUUAAGUGUUGUCAUUGAGCUCUGUCAUAUGGAAAAGCAAAGAAAAUCUUAAUUCUGGAAGGUCUUACAGUUUUGCUUUUUCAUGUUGGUUUUCCAGAGAUGCAAGGUGAGCAGAAAAACUCCAGUCUGACCAGCUCAGCCUCACAAAUGUCCAGUAUGUAAUCAGUAACAUCCCCAGUUCCUUUCUGGCAGCACUUUCCCUUUAAUGUCUUGGGAGUAGGGCAAUUAGAACAAGGAAGAACAACUUUAAAACAAUGCAACUGCUUGCAUCAUUGUUGCCAAACGUUUAAUUUGAAACACUGCUUUUUACUGAAGACUUUGUUUGCAGCUUUUAGAAAAUAAUGGGGAAAAAAGAAAGUGCCUGAAAAUAGUUUCACACUAUGACUGUUUUAAGGACAGCUGUUUUUUAUUUUUUUUAUAAGACUUGAAUGUUUAAAAUUGUUUAGGAGCUUGCUUUUUCCACCUGACAGUGGUUCUUAAUUGUGGGAAAAACAUCAAAACUUAUGUCAGCUAGCCUCAAUGUCAGAAUCUCUUCUUCAGAAGAUUAUGUACAGACCUGACUUAUUUUGAAAACCAUAAGAGAAACAUUUUUGGUUUUCCCAUUCGGUCUGGUGACACUGAUUCUUUUAGACUACUGUUGAAAUUAAAUCCAGUUCUGUUUCAAGAAUGAAAACUGAGCUUAAUAAAUGUUGGCCUCCAUGUGUUUUGUUAAGAUCCAACUAUUUAAACUAAAAGAGAAAUCUCAAAAGGUGUUUUGUUUACCUUAACAUUCAAACUUUUCUGACAGUUCUGCCAGUGUCU